Messenger RNA from Syzygium oleosum, 2200 nucleotides. RefSeq lists its product as uncharacterized. NCBI's taxonomy places the organism in Eukaryota, Viridiplantae, Streptophyta, Magnoliopsida, Myrtales, Myrtaceae. The coding region runs from base 106 to 2154 and encodes 682 amino acids. The record is from RefSeq and is a predicted model, not a curated record. The transcript has 5 exons.
UCACCACUUCGGCGUGGCCCAACUGCGUGGUCGCUCCGGCACUAGAAGCUUGAAGCUGACGACCGCCGCUGAAAAGCCUCUCGAGCGUCGCCGCCGAGAACACAAAUGCUCCGAUCACCCCGAUCCCGGCGGCGGCCCCGCUGCGGCGCCCACGCCUGCGCCCUGAUCUCCGCUGUCCUCCUCCUCCUCUCCGUCUCCCUCCUCUACUCCCGACUCUCCUCCGCCACCUCCGCCGCCUCCGCCGCGGACGCCGUCUCCGGCCGCGUCCUCUCCGAUCCCGCCGCGGAGUCCGUCGAUCGGCUCGCCGAGCAGCAGCUCGGAGGGGACGACAAGAUCGACGAGCUCGACAUCGUCGAGGAGGAGGAGGAGGCCGAUAGGGGCGGCGCGGCGAAUUCGCGGUGGGAGAGCGAGGACCAGGGCGAGGACGACGACGACGACGAGGAGGCGGAGGCCGAUCGAUCGACGGCCGCCGAUAAGAAUUACUUCUACGAUCACGCGACGGGGUCCAUACGUCGAGCGUUUAGCAAGCGCUCGAUCGACGAGUGGGACUACGAUGGCUCGGUUUUAGGUGUGGGAUCGAUUCCUGAUGAUCGCAGUAAGACGGCGUUUGGAUCCGAUGAUAUGCCGGUGGACGAGGGUUUGAGGAGGAAGGUGACUGAAGUGACGAGCGUGGAGGAUGCUCUCCUGUUGAAGGUGAAUAAGAGGGUUUCGCCGCUGAGGGAAGGGUGGGGCGAUUGGUUCGAUAAGAAAAGCGAGUUCUUGAGGAAGGAUAGAAUGUUCAGGUCCAGUCUGGAUAUUUUGAAUCCGUCGAACAACCCGAUGUUGCAAGAUCCGGAUGGGGUCGGCGUAACCGGGUAUACCAGAGGGGAUAGGUUGGUGCAGAAAUGGUGGUUGAACGAAUUCAGGAAAGUGCCGUUUUCUGUCAAGAAGCCAUUAGGGAUCUCAGAGGAUGCUCGAGAAGCGCGAUUGCGAGAAAACAAUGAUGUGGCUAGUAGUAGGAAGACUGGUAGUGCAAUGAGUCAAGAUAGUGAAUUUGAAAGGAGAGGUGAGAUUAGGAGGGCGGAGCGACGGACAUUAGAUGACAAUAUGAGGAAUGUAUCCAAUAGUGUUGUGAAAACUGAUGGAAGUGAGGCUAAUGGACGUGGUGACAGCAAUUUGUCUGGCAAAAAUAGUCAGAGUGCAGCAAUUCAAGAGAAUAGGAGGAGUUCAGAAAUUGAAGGUCAUGUAUAUGCAGAUGGAAGGAGAUGGGGUUACUACCCUGGCUUGCAUCCAGGGCUAUCAUUCACAGAAUUUAUGAAUGCAUUUUUUAGAACGGGUAGAUGUCACUUAAGAGUUUUCAUGGUGUGGAACUCGCCACCAUGGAUGUUUAGUGUUCGACAUCAAAGGGCACUGGAGAGUCUGCUCUCACAGCAUCCAGAUGCUUGUGUUGUUGUGUUCUCAGAGACUAUCGAGCUUGAUUUCUUCAGAGAUAGCUUUCUGAAGGAUGGAUACAAAGUUGCUGUUGCCAUGCCAAAUCUUGAAGAAUUGCUGAAAGAUACGCCCACAUUCAUAUUUGCUUCUGUCUGGUUUGAGUGGAGAAAGACGAAGCUUUAUCCUACUCAUUUCAGUGAGCUCAUCCGGCUUGCUGCUCUUUACAAAUAUGGUGGAAUAUAUAUUGAUUUUGAUGUCAUUGUGUUGAAAUCACUCUCUUCUCUCAACAACACUGUUGGUUUGGAGAGUCAGCUUGAUCGACAGUCUCUCAAUGGUGCUGUAAUGGCAUUCAGAAGGCAUAGUCCCUUCAUAAUGGAGUGCUUGAGGGAGUUCUACUCGGUGUAUGAUGAUACCCAGUUCAGAUGGAAUGGGGCUGAUCUUUUGACAAGAGUGGCAGAAAACUUUUCAAGAAUUGGGAGAAGAGAAGUUGAGCCGCUGGAGCUGAAAGUGCAACUGUUCUUCGUCUUCUUUCCUAUUAGUAGCCAAGAUAUUACGAGAUACUUUGUUGCUCCUUCAACGGAAAUUGAACGUGGACAACAAGAUUCUCUCUUCAGAAAAAUUCUGGAUGAAUCCUUGACAUUUCAUUUUUGGAACAGUGUUACUUCUACUCUAGUUCCUGAGCCAGGAAGUCUUGUAACCAGGCUAAUUGACCACAGAUGUAUCCAUUGCUUCGAUGUAUUGUGAAAUAGACCCAAUUUUUCCUCAAGUUAAUUGAAGACUUCAACUAGCA